CUCAUCAGUAAGCGACAGAAAUGGCUGCCUGUGGGCUGUUCCGCUCCCUUUCUUCCAACUUUUCCACAGUUUUGCCUUUACUUACCCGCUCGACAUUGAUGUGUCCUUCACAGCUGGCCUCUAAGCCUUAUUUUGGAAGAACGCUAUUCUCUUCUAGUCGAACAUCAGCAGCACUUAAAUUCACAGACAAACACGAAUGGAUUCGAGUAGAAGAGAACGGAAUAGGCACAGUCGGGAUCAGCGACUUUGCACAAGAAGCUCUGGGAGAUGUAGUUUACUGUGGAUUACCUGAAGUGGGAACACAACUGGCACAAAAUGAUGAGUUUGGAGCUCUGGAAAGUGUCAAGGCAGCCAGUGAGCUUUACUCCCCUUUGACUGGAGAAGUUGUAGAGGUCAAUACACUACUGGCAGAUAACCCUGGUUUGGUCAACAAGUCCUGCUACAAAGAAGGUUGGCUGAUGAAGAUGACUAUUGGUAAUCCUGCUGAGCUCGACACACUGAUGGAUGAAGCCGUGUAUGAAAAAUACAUCCGCUCUAUGGAGGACUAACUCUGCAUCUGUAGUCAGUGCUACGCCUCCUCUCUGUUUGUAACACCGCUGACAGAGACGUGCACUACACGUGCCUCUCAGUUACAUCCUAUUGUUUAGCAUCUUUUCAACUCCAGGCUGCUGAUCUGCUCAUGUUGUAGAGUUGUGAACUUUAGAAAUUCUUUACCUACCUAAAUGAUUGACUUUAAGGAAACUUGUAAGUCUACUACACUGACUAAACACACCGUCAGUUUUUGCAGCUUCAAUUCUCAAACCAGAAGUUGAAAACUACACAGUCUGUAGAAUGGGUUCAUAACAUUUCAGUCAUGUUUAAAAAAUGGAAUCAUGUUCUCGUACACUGUUUAGAAUUAAAAAGCACUUUUGGUCUCACUGAUAUUAUUAAUUGUGCUGGUUGACACUGUGGAAUGGGACCCAUGUAACAGAAAAUAAAACAUUUCUUUACACA
Molecule: messenger RNA, 993 nt
Organism: Austrofundulus limnaeus
Lineage: Eukaryota; Metazoa; Chordata; Actinopteri; Cyprinodontiformes; Rivulidae
Product: glycine cleavage system H protein, mitochondrial
Exons: 5
Coding region: 21-548 (175 amino acids)
Biological process (GO): protein lipoylation; glycine decarboxylation via glycine cleavage system
Cellular component (GO): cytoplasm; glycine cleavage complex; mitochondrion
Source: RefSeq, a predicted model, not a curated record